AUGUUUUUUGACUGUCUAGGCUACCAAGCGCAAAUGCUGCGUAGACGUAUGGCCACCAUGCAGCGAGCAGGGCAGCCACCACCAUGUGGCGGUGGGCCUCCUGGAGGUCUUCCAUCCCCCGGCAAUAAUGGGGCCACAGGUCCUAGCACACCUACUUCGGUCGGUACGCAACCUGCAACCCCUCAGACGCCCACACAGCUGACACCCAACCAUACGUCUCUGCCCCAGCCUGGUGUGGGUGGAGUCCCAGCUGGAGCUCCCCAGCAGCCUCCUCAGCAUCCCGUCCACCACCAGUUUCAGCAGAUGCCAGGUGCAGGCGGAACGAUGACCUCACCGCAGCAACAAAUGGUUCCUCAACAACCUGUGGGACAACUCUCGCAUCCACACAAUCAAUAUGGUCCCCAUUCCACAGGUCCCUCCCCAAAUCCACAGUCGCAGGGUAAGCCAAGCCUUGGUCCUGCAACUCCUCCUCAACUCCCCAGCAAUCCAGGCACAGCACCUAUGUCCCAGCAACAGCAACUUUCAGGUCCUCCACCUGCAGCUGUGGAGAUAGCCAUGAAGAUCCAGCAAGUGGCAGAUGCACAGCGAAAGAUGGCACAGGUUCAGAUGCUACAAAGGCAGGCUGUGCAAGCUGGCAUGAUGCCGCAGCACCAUCAGCAGCCACAGGGACAGAUGGGAGUAGCCCACCCUGGGAUUGGCAUGGUAGGGCCACAAGGAAUAGCCUCGCAGGCACAAGCAUCAGCGAACAGAGUGCAGAUGGAGCAGCAGCAAGGAUCUCAGGGAAUGAUGGUCAGAGCUGGGCCCAUGCAGCUGCAGCAGCAACCCCAACAGACAGUUGUGCAAGGCCAGAUGCCACCGCAAAUGCAUCUACAGCAGCCGAGAAUGAACCCACCACUUCAGCCUCAGCAGCAACAGUGGCCGGGGCAGGGUAUGCCAACCCAGCAGAGACCUGCCAUGAUGGCUCAACCGGGAAUGGUCGCAAUGCAGCCCCCUCCGCAGCAGCAGCAGCAGCAGCAACAAAUGCAACAACAGCAAGCACCCCAAAUGCUGAAUCGAAACGCCUUGAUGAGUAUGGUGCAGGCUGGUCUGCAGAGUGGCAUAGCAAGUGGGGCAGCAGCUGGAAAUCUGCCUCAGGGAGCCCUGCAGGAUCUUUUGCGGACCCUGCGAUCUCCAAGCUCUCCUCUACAGCAGCAGCAAGUCCUCAAUAUUCUUCGGUCUAACCCACAACUAAUGGCAGCAUUUAUCAAGCAGCGGGUUCACAAGUAUAAAGGAGGUACAGGUGGCCCCGCUGUACCACAGGGUGGGCCAGGACCUAUGGGAGGCCAGCCAGUGGGUGUCAGUACUGGGGUGACCCAGCCUGGCAUGCACCUUGGACAGGGUGUUAACAUGCAGACUCAACUUCCUCAACUCCAACAGCAGCAGCAAAUGCAACAGCGGCCGCUAUUGCAGCAGCAGCAGCUGCAACAGCAGCAUCAGCAGCUGCAACAGCAGCAGCAAGUUGCUGCCUUGCAGCAGCAACAACAACAGCAGCAGCAACAGCAAGGAAUUCAGGGUCAGGGGGUUCCAAACAUGGCCAACAUGAAUCCACAGUUUAGAGAUCUGGUCAUGAGAAGGCAACAGCAACUACAGUUGCAGCAGCAACAACAGCAGCAGCAGCAGCAGCAACAAAUAAGUAAUCACGCAGCAUUCCAACAGCAGCAAGGUUACAUGGGUCAGCAGGGUAACAUGCAAGUCCCGCCAGGUGGUCAACCGCUACAAGGUGUGCAACCUGGCCAGCAGCAGAGUUUUCCAGGCAACCCUGCGCAACAGCAAGCUGCAGCUGCCUUGCAACAGAGGCUUGCACAGCAUCACCAGCUACAGAUGCAACAGCAGCAGAAUGCGGCAUCGCAAGGUCCCGAUGUGGGGCACGGAGGAGGUCCACAGCCCACGCAAGGAGGUCCCAGUCUUCAGACAUCACAGGCAUUAUUGCAACAGGCCUUGCAUCAGCGUAUGCUUCAACAGCAGCAACAUCUCAGUGGCACCUCGCUGGCACAGCAGAACAACCCCAUGAGCCCGCAGCAGCAUCAGAUGUCUCAAUCGCCCCACUUGCAGGGCCAACAGCUCCCAUCCACCCUCAGCAACCAGGUCUGUUCCCCCCAGCCCUCCCCGCGACCCCAGUCCCAGCCACCUCACUCAAGUCCAUCCCCGCGCCUGCAACCACAGCCCUCGCCCCACCACAUCUCGCCUCAGACCCAAACGGGUUCUCCGCAUCCUAGCCACCUUCAGCAGCAUCACUCAGGCAUGGCUCCACCUCCUCCACCUCCCCAACAGCCACAGCACAACUCUAAGGACCCAAGUGGAUUUGGUGCAGAUCAGAACACCAUGCUGUCUCAGCUCAGUGGCUUGGCAGGACUCCACGGACCUGGAGCUAAUGAUAUGCUGCCCCCUAGUGGCCAGGACCUUGCCAUUAACAUGAAUAACCCUUUAGACAUCAUAUAGCUAUUAUGGAAUUCACAAAACCUCACCAGAGACAGUGUUAGAUUUUUUUUUAUACUACAAGGAUGAGUUUAGUGUUUUUCAUCAUAAAUGCUUUGAAAAUGGACCCGCAUAGAGAGAUAGCAAAUAAGUAUCGGGGGUGUUUUUUUUUUUCUUUUGCCAGUUGUGUACAAAGAGAGGAUUGUUUCUCAGCCUCAGAGAACAAACCACAAGUAAUAUUUUCAACGUCAGGUCCAGG
This is a messenger RNA of Sinocyclocheilus rhinocerous, 2713 nucleotides long. Its product is annotated as histone acetyltransferase p300-like. Gene Ontology annotation, molecular function: histone acetyltransferase activity; transcription coactivator activity. The transcript has 2 exons. Lineage: Eukaryota; Metazoa; Chordata; Actinopteri; Cypriniformes; Cyprinidae. Gene Ontology annotation, cellular component: histone acetyltransferase complex; nucleus. The record is from RefSeq and is a predicted model, not a curated record. Bases 1 to 2478 code for a protein of 825 amino acids. Gene Ontology annotation, biological process: regulation of DNA-templated transcription.